This is a messenger RNA of Budorcas taxicolor (takin), 1494 nucleotides long. It is a transcript of the gene SESN3, whose product is annotated as sestrin 3. Gene Ontology annotation, cellular component: nucleus. Bases 1 to 1479 code for a protein of 492 amino acids. Gene Ontology annotation, molecular function: L-leucine binding; oxidoreductase activity, acting on peroxide as acceptor. Lineage: Eukaryota; Metazoa; Chordata; Mammalia; Artiodactyla; Bovidae. The transcript is spliced from 10 exons. The record is from RefSeq and is a predicted model, not a curated record. Gene Ontology annotation, biological process: cellular response to L-leucine; regulation of response to reactive oxygen species; cellular response to leucine starvation.
AUGAACCGCGGCGGCAGCAGCCCGUCGGCCGCCGCCAGCUACCUGCUCUGUACCAACUGCCGGAAAGUGCUGCGGAAGGAUAAAAGAAUCAGAGUAUCUCAACCCUUGACAAGAGGACCAAGUGCCUUUAUUCCAGAGAAGGAAGUUGUCCAGGCAAACACAGUGGAUGAACGUACUAACUUUCUUGUGGAAGAAUACUCUACAUCCGGUCGCUUGGACAACAUCACCCAGGUCAUGAGCCUGCACACGCAGUACCUGGAGUCCUUCCUGAGGAGCCAGUUCUACAUGCUGCGCAUGGACGGCCCCCUUCCUCUACCGCACCGGCACUACAUCGCCAUCAUGGCUGCAGCUAGACAUCAGUGUUCUUACUUAAUAAACAUGCAUGUGGAUGAAUUUUUAAAGACAGGAGGUAUUGCUGAAUGGUUGAAUGGUUUGCAAUAUGUACCACAAAGACUGAAAAAUCUUAAUGAAAUAAACAAGCUGUUAGCACACCGACCCUGGCUGAUCACAAAAGAGCACAUUCAGAAACUUGUCAAAACUGGAGAAAAUAAUUGGUCUCUGCCUGAACUGGUACAUGCUGUGGUCCUACUGGCUCAUUAUCAUGCUUUGGCAAGCUUUGUUUUUGGUAGUGGCAUCAAUCCAGAAAGAGAUCCAGAAAUCUCCAAUGGAUUCAGGCUAAUACCAGUCAACAACUUCUGUGUGUGUGAUCUCGCUAAUGACAACAACAUAGAGAAUGCAUCCCUUACAGGCAGCAACUUCGGGAUUGUCGAUUCUCUAAGUGAGCUAGAGGCCUUAAUGGAAAGAAUGAAAAGGCUUCAAGAAGAAAGGGAAGAUGAAGAGGCGUCUCAGGAAGAAAUGACCACUCGCUUUGAGAAGGAGAAGAAAGAAAGUCUUUUUGUGGUCUCUGGAGAUACUUUUCAUUCAUUUCCUCAUUCAGAUUUUGAGGAUGACAUGAUUAUAACAUCUGAUGUCUCCCGAUAUAUUGAAGACCCUGGUUUUGGAUAUGAAGACUUUGCCAGACGAGGGGAGGAACAUUUGCCAACAUUCCGAGCUCAGGACUAUACCUGGGAAAAUCACGGGUUCUCCCUGGUGAACAGACUUUAUUCUGAUAUUGGACAUCUUCUUGACGAGAAGUUCCGCAUGGUCUACAAUCUCACCUAUAACACUAUGGCCACCCAUGAGGAUGUUGACACAACCAUGCUGCGCAGAGCUUUAUUUAACUACGUUCACUGUAUGUUUGGAAUCAGGUAUGAUGACUAUGAUUAUGGAGAAGUUAAUCAGUUACUUGAACGAAGCCUGAAGGUUUACAUUAAGACAGUGACCUGCUAUCCUGAGAGGACUACCAAGCGCAUGUAUGAUAGUUACUGGCGUCAGUUCAAACACUCAGAAAAGGUUCAUGUCAAUUUACUUCUAAUGGAAGCACGGAUGCAAGCUGAGCUUCUCUAUGCUCUUCGUGCCAUAACUCGGCAUUUGACCUGAAGCAUCACCCAGGGA